Molecule: messenger RNA, 2364 nt
Organism: Fraxinus pennsylvanica
Lineage: Eukaryota; Viridiplantae; Streptophyta; Magnoliopsida; Lamiales; Oleaceae
Source: the annotation of a GenBank genome assembly
AUGGGAGCUUCAAUCGCUGGAGCAAAAUACAAAGGGGAAUUUGAAAACAGAUUGAAGGCUGUUCUGAAGGAAGUUGAAGAAGCUGAAGGAAAAAUGAUCUUAUUUAUUGAUGAAAUUCAUCUUGUUUUGGGUGCUGGGCGCACUGAAGGAUCAAUGAAUGCUGCUAAUCUUUUUAAGCCUAUGCUUGAAAGAGGUCAAUUGCAGAGUAUCGGAGCCACAACUCUUGAAGAUUGCAGGAAAUAUGUGGGGAAGAUGCUGCAUUUGAGAGGCGUUACCAGCAAGUUUAUGCGACUGAACCAAGCUGAAGAUGCUGCAUUUGAGUGGCGUUUCCAGCAAGUGGGGGCGAUUGCUGGUGCUGGAGGUGGAGGUGGAGCUGGUGGUGGAGGUGGAGCUGGCACUGGAGGUGGAGCUGGGGCUGGAGGUCGAGGUGGAGCUAGCCCUGGAAAUUCAGGUGGUGCUAGAGGUGGAGCUGGAGGUGGAACUAGAGGUCGUGCUGGAGGUGGAGGUGAUGCUGGAGGUCGUGCUGGAGGUGGAGGUCGUGUUGGAGGUCGAAAUGGAGCUAGAGUGUCUGGAGAAUUUGAUUCGCAGUUUGGUAUUUAUCCUACUCCAUUGUCAUGUAUCCAUGGACAAUGUGCAAUCAUCAUGUUUGAUGUAACAGCUCGGUUGACUUACAAGAAUGUUCCAACAUGGCACCGUGAUCUUUACCGUGUUUGCGAAAACAUCCCAAUUGUGCUUUGUGGGAACAAGGUUGAUGUGAAGAAUCGACAUGUGAAGGCAAAACAAGUUACCUUCCACCGCAAAAAGAAUCUGCAGUACUAUGAAAUAUCAGCAAAGAGUAACUACAACUUUGAGAAGCCCUUUCUGUACCUUGCCAGGAAACUUGCUGGAGUAAUGUCAGGUUCGGGAGGCUUCGCUGUGUCGCGGAGCCAUGGUGGAGACAGGUUUUACAACCCGCCGGCUGUACGUCGGCACAAGCAGAUGCUCUUGCAGCAGCAGCAGUUCUUACUGCAACAGAAAGAGCACCAGGACCAGUUGCCGAGGACGCCGUUGAAGUCGGAAUCUUCUUCCGCCGCUGCGGAGGUAGAGGCCGGAAAUCGGAGUGAGUCGGAUGAUUCAACAAAGGCAUUGUCUAGAUCGUCUUCUGUCCGCUCGGCUUCGCCCCCCAGGCCAAUGCCGGUGAAUGUUACCAACUUGGAUCGUUUAAUGGAAUCUGUUACUCCUUUCGUUUCUGCUCAGAAUUUUUCUGAGUUGAGAGUAAUAGGAAGGAAAACGCGGGAAGUAGAGUCCCAUCCAUUUUAUUGCUUGGAGGAUCUUUGGGAAUCUUUUCGUGAAUGGAGUGUGUAUGGAGCUGGAGUACCUUUGUUGUUAAAUGGGAAAGACCCAAUCACACAAUAUUAUGUUCCGUACUUGUCGGGCAUACAGUUGUACAUAGACGCGUCGAAGCCUUCUUCAUGUCUCAGGGGGCCUGGUGAGGAGAGUGAUGCUGAGUCAUCUAGGGAAACGAGUAGUGCUGGCAGCAGCGAUUGUGAAGCAGAUAAACUAUCCAAAUCUGCAGUGGGGGGAUGUUGGAAUCAUCAGAAUGCCCAGCAACCGAAUGGGCUGUCAGUGAGAGAUAAAUUUGUCAGAAGUUCAUCUAGUGAUGAAGCUGAAAUUUCCAAUUUGCCCGGAUUACUCUUGUUUGAAUAUUUAGAACAAGAACAACCGCACCUACGCAAACCACUAACUGACAAGGUUUCUAUUCUUGCAUCCCAAUUUCCUGAGCUGAGACAGUGUAGGAGCUGUGAUCUCCACCCGUCAAGUUGGAUUUCUGUAGCUUGGUAUCCAAUUUAUAGAAUACCCAUGAGCCCAACUCUAAAGGAUCUGGAUGCAUCUUUUUUGACCUUUCAUUCCUUGUCGACACUAUCUGGAAAUAAUUUUCCACCUCAGUUUCAUGCUGCGAAUACUAGGAAUGUCCGUGGCAUUGUUGACAUAUCUUCAAAAAUUUCUUUACCAGUCUUUGGCCUAGCUUCCUACAAGUUGAAAGGUUCACUUUUGAGCCCUACUGGACCCCAUGAAUGCGAGCAAGAGAACUCUCUUUUGCAAUCAGCCGACGACUGGCUUCAUCCUUUGCAGCAUCAGGUGGUGGCUGUUGAUGUGCAUGAUAAAAUUUUGUUUUUAACAUGGGAUAUUGGGUGUUCUGCUCUAGUUUUGCUGUUCGAAGAAAUAGUAGUGAUCCCAUCAGGAAUCUCGAUUGGCCUCUUUUUUUGUCGUGGAAGGGGGAUAGGAGUAGUUGAUAUUGGUAUAUUAGUAGAAUGGCUGGCUAUGGUGUCAGUAAUUAGAUGUCCCCAACUCUUUGAUGAUGAUGAAAACUUGAAUAACCUGUAG